GAAAAUUUUGAAAAAUAUACCGCUAAAAAUUAUUGUGUAAAAAAAGCACUACCUUUAAAAAAACUGCAUACAAAAUACCAGAUUAAAUUGUUAAACAAAUUCCAAGUCCCCAAUCUAUCAAAAAAAGUUUCCUUGCCAGGUAAAAAAGAGUUUAAAUAAAGGGGCUUAAGUGGGCUAAGUUCGUUUUUUCAUCGGUAUGGCACGCUGAAAAGGCGCCAUUCUUAAGAAGCGUCCCUCCAUUUUUUUUAAACUCCUAAAUAAUUACAGCUCGACGUCAUAAUGCAGCGCCACAGGGAAUUAUAUAAACAGCAAUCACUUGCUUUCAGCCCACGCAAUUUCAAUGAGCAGAACCGGGAACUCCAGAAUGCGGCGCGUGCAAAACAGCGCGAGAAUCGUUUUUAAAGCAACCGCAUUAUUAGUGUUAGUCCAACUCCCAUCAAGCGUGCGGCACCUAUACCGCCCUCAGAGGAGGCGCAGCCACGCCUUACCUAUGUCGCUCCUCCUAAGGAGAAUCGAAAACCAGAGCUGCCUCAGCAGCAGAGGAAACCCACCCGGGACCUUUACAUAAAGCGCUUCGUGGAUUGGAAGGCUGCCAGGAAGGAACAAACAAAGAACGAGCAAAUUGCUCGUCGUGGUCAAAAGAUGUGCACAUAUAAAACCGAAACACUUACACCUGCGACAAACCCCCAGAAAGAGCAGGAGAACGCUCCGGCAUUUGUGCCGCCAAAAAGGCACUCCUUAUAUGUUUUGUCAAAAAAAACUCAGUGUACGCAGACGGCAGCGGAGAGGAAACAGCCUUUGGCAACCCAAUUGCGUACCCAGGGUCAUCCAUCCAGAUUGCGCGCUCAGCCUGCGGCAACCAUGGCAAAGCUGCAACAUGCAACGUCGCGUCCUCAACCGGUCACUGUGAAGACCCAAACAUCAAACAUGAAACAUCAAACAUCAGCAAGGAAUGUCCAGCCAGCCACAGUGAAGCCUGCACCUUCACGUGCAUUGCCCUUGAAGCCUACAGCAGGCCCAAAGCCCAAGGCAGCGGAUUUGGUCGUUGGACCUUCUGCAAAUGGGGUUGUUCAUUUGCCAAAUGUGAGGACGCAACCAUUCGAAAAGCCGGCCGUGAGUAAGCCCACCUUAAAAAUACCAGCAGUGAAACCAAAGCCCAUUCAAGGAGGUGGCGGAGGGGGAGCUGCGGGAAAAUUUAAGUCGACCGCAGUAGCAAAAGGGCCGGCAAUAAAAAACAAGCUUGCCAGCCAAUUGUCGACCAGAAUGAAGGCCAAGAGCAACGUCAGCGCUGGAAGAGAAGAUAAGUUUCCCUGCUCUGGCCACAUUCACGCAGUGCAAGACGAACAAUUGCAGUCAAGAAAUGAUAGAAGCCUUGGGUGAGAUUUCAAAUCUGAGUCCAGUGGGUCCAAUGAGCAGCCACCGAGAUUCGAAAGCGAAGCGGAAAUUUGACUUUUCUAGGUACUCUUUGAUAAAAACGGCAGCUGAAGAGAGUUUGAUCUUGGAUCCAUAUCUGGCUAAGGAUCCAGAUGAUAAAGAACAAGAAAAUUCUACUCUGAAGGCAGCUGCGGAGCAAACCCCUCCUCGCAGGAUUUCCGAUGAGUAGCCCAACUACUUAAGUCCAUAUGUGAGCGUCUCGCGCGGUAAAGUCAACUCUCGCUGUGAUCGUGAGAAGCGAAACAGCAUGUAUUUGCCCGGUGAGGAGUAUCCUGUUGCCAAUCGGCGGGCCCUCGAGUUGGUGCUCUACUUUCGCAUACAGCUGGAGAAUGAGAUUCGACGACUGCGAGAUAUCUGCAGCGAGUGGGAAGCCUAUAGCAGGGAGAAUGAGGCGCAUCUGGUUGAGACGGGCGGCAUAGAUAUGAUCAAUGUGGCCAUUGGACAGACAAAUUUGCUCUCUACCAAGAAAUUGAUGCAGUUCAGCGGUCUGAUUGACCGUUGCGGGGCGUGAGCUACGGGCAAGAACCAUCGACCCUACGAUGGCAGCGAGGAGACGAAACCCGUCCAGGCAGAGGAUCUGGAACAUGCUGCGACUCCAGAGUGAGAAUGUUGACAAGCGCUUUGAUAACUUGAAGCGAUGGAAAAAGAACAAUUGGCAGGACCCCGAUGCAGUUGAGGAAUCGAAAAUACCAGCCAAGCCUGUGGCCAAACCAAAGUCUAAGCUGGGCAACAAUUUAAACGCUAAGCCCAAGGUCAAGGCCAGCAGUAACUUGAUGCAAUUACUCCGCAAGGCCCAUGCUGAAAUGAAAAAGGCUAAGGCGGAUGUGGUAUCAGCGGACGAUGCCCCGCAAACUCCAUCUCGCAGCAGCACUCAGCGUGUGAUCGUAGUACGCGACCGUCGGUCCUUCUCUCCUGCUCGCACCGUCCUGCGCAUGUCUGUAGGCGAGAGCCGUUCUUCCAAUGGUGGCAACACUCUGCUCAAGUCUGCUAUAUUGGCCGCAGCCGAACAAAACGCUCUUAAUCAUAUCCCCCCUCCCAAUAAGGGACGCCAGUCGAUUCUGAAAAAACCAGGGACCAGCAAGCGUGAAAGUCGUGGAGUUAGAUCUCUGUUAGAUCUCACUAUAAAACGUAUAUCUCAGAAUUUCGCCCCACACCCUUCCGCCCCCACAAAGGACGAAAAUCUGUUGCAUCCACAAUAUUGCACAUUCGAGAAAACUAAAAACGCAGAAUCAUAGAUAAUGACCAUAUCUAUCAAAUUGCUGAAUCAAGAUCAGAUUGGAUCAUUUUUGUAGCCAAAAGCAAGAAAUCAAUUUGCAGUGGCUACGCA
Drosophila miranda is the source of this 2761-nucleotide messenger RNA. RefSeq names its product guanylate kinase-associated protein mars-like. The record is from RefSeq and is a predicted model, not a curated record. Lineage: Eukaryota; Metazoa; Arthropoda; Insecta; Diptera; Drosophilidae. The transcript has 3 exons. The coding region runs from base 1974 to 2669 and encodes 231 amino acids.